CGGUUGGAAGUCAGAGAUAAGGCCGCGAAUGGCGGCGGCGACGGAGGCCGUGAGGGCUCUGCUUAGGAACAGACGCUGCGUCUCCGCAGUGGCUUCGCGUUCCUUUGACAAAAUGGCGGCCGGCCCGAGCCGGAGCCCUUCUGCUCCUCCUUGCGAGGCGGGCGAGGCUCCGAAGUGGCUGGGGGCGCUCCGCUUCGACAACCGGGCGCUGAGGGCGCUGCCCCUGGACCCGAGCGAGGAGAACGUGCCGCGGCCGGUGCCCGGCGCCUGUUUCUCUCGGGUGCGUCCGACGCCGGUGAUCCACCCUCGGCUGGUGGCCAUGUCCCUGCCUGCGCUGUCCCUGCUGGGCCUGAGGGAGCCGGAGGCGGAGGAGGAGAAGGAGGAGGCGGCGCUCUACUUCAGCGGGAACCGGCUCCUGCCCGGCGCCGACCCCGCCGCCCACUGCUACUGCGGGCACCAGUUCGGGAGCUUCGCCGGGCAGCUGGGCGACGGCGCCGCCAUCUACCUGGGAGAAGUGCUCAGCCCCCGCGGAGAGCGAUGGGAGCUCCAGCUCAAGGGCGCCGGGCUCACUCCCUUCUCCCGACAGGCAGACGGCCGUAAAGUUUUGCGAUCGAGCAUAAGAGAAUUCCUUUGCAGCGAAGCCAUGUUUCACCUUGGGAUACCCACAACCAGAGCCGGGACCUGUGUAACGUCCGAUUCAGAAGUUGUCCGGGACGUUUUUUAUGAUGGAAAUCCAAAGAAAGAAAAGUGUACAAUUGUCCUGAGAAUAGCUCCAACCUUUAUUAGGUUUGGAUCAUUUGAGAUUUUUAAACCUGCCGAUGAAUAUACAGGACGUAAAGGACCCAGCGUCAAUAGAAAUGACAUCCGAAUACAAAUGCUUGAUUAUGUGAUCAGUACUUUUUAUCCAGAGAUUCUGGAAAUGCACUCAGAUAAUAAUGUUCAGAGGAAUGCGGCUUUCUUCCGGGAGGUAACAAGACGGACAGCAAGGAUGGUUGCUGAGUGGCAGUGUGUUGGAUUUUGCCAUGGUGUGCUCAACACUGAUAAUAUGAGCAUAGUCGGACUCACAAUUGACUAUGGACCUUUUGGAUUUAUGGACAGAUACGAUCCUGAACAUAUUUGCAAUGGAUCUGACAACACAGGACGCUAUGCUUAUAAUAAACAACCAGACAUUUGUAAAUGGAAUCUAGGCAAACUUGCUGAAGCCCUAGUCCCAGAACUUCCAAUGGAGAUCAGUGCACCCAUUCUGGAAGAAGAAUAUGAUGCAGAAUUUGAGAAACAUUAUUUGCAGAUUAUGAGAAAGAAGCUAGGAUUCAUUCAGCUUCAGUUAGAUGAUGAUGAUAAAUUGGUUUCUGACUUCUUAGAAACUAUGCAUGUUACAGGUGCAGAUUUUACAAAUACUUUCCGCUUGCUGAGUUCUUUCCCAACAGACUCAGAUCCUUUAAAAGUAGAAGACUUCUUAGAUAAGAUUUCAAAACAAUGUGCAUCUUUAGAAGAACUUAAAGUUGCUUACAGACCUCAGAUGGAUCCCAGACAACUUUCAAUGAUGCUGAUGUUAGCACAGUCUAAUCCACAACUAUUUGCUUUAAUUGGAACAAAAUCCAAUAUAAAUAAAGAAUUGGAACGCAUAGAACAGUUCUCUAAACUGCAGCAGUUAACAACAUCUGACUUACUAAGUAGAAAUAAAGGACACUGGAAAGACUGGUUGCAGAAAUACAGAGCUCGGCUAGAAAAAGAAAUGGAAAAUGUUAGCAGUGUUGAUAGCUGGCAUGCCGAACAUGUGAAAAUUAUGAAUUCAAACAAUCCAAAAUAUAUUUUGAGAAACUACAUUGCUCAAAAUGCAAUAGAGGCAGCAGAAAAUGGUGACUUCACGGAGGUUGAGAAAGUCUUGAAACUCUUAGAAAAGCCAUAUGAAGAUACAGAAUGUUACAGUGAGGUAACUGGAGAAACUGAAGAAGAAGAUGCUGUUGGUGCUGAUGCUGCUGCUGCCUGCAGUUCAACAAUGCGGAGAGGAGUGCCAUAUAGCAGUAAACCUCCACUCUGGGCUUCAGGACUCUGUGUUACAUGAUCAUCGUAACUGCCUUGGUAGUAUUUUCCACGAAGAGGUCUUGAACUUCUCACUAGUGGAGAGUGCAGCAAGGCACAACAGAAGUGCUAUUAGAUCUCAAACAGAUUAUUUGGAUGUAUUCACAGUCUCAUCAGAGCCAUGUCCAUUUUAUGAGAAAUGACAAUCGGCUGUCUCGGAGAAAGGCCAAACUUUUAAUUUUCUUACCAUCGUGCACAAAGUGCUUUUAUAUUUCUAUGCACAAUUUUCUGUGAACUAUCCAAACAAAAUCUGUGUUUUUGAAGACAAAAAUAGAAAACCAGUUGUUGGAUGUAUUUUUGUCUGAAAAUGAAUCAAUAGUACUUCUGGCUAAUGUUUAUAAAACUUUUCUUAUGCAGGGAUAUUUUGAUUCUCUCUCAGUGGGGGUGACUUUAAAUGCACCAUUGCUUAUUUGAAGCUGUGUUUCAUUUAAAUAUGUAGUUCAUUUAUUGUGAACCUUUAUGUUUAUAUCAUGUUUUAAAGACAUUGUCAUUGAGGAAGAGAUAGCAAUAAUGUGCAUUCCAAAAAAGAAUGGAAGCAGUUAAGGAAAAAAAAAGUUUUAGGUUCACUGCAGUAUGUAUAAUGGCUCAUUUUCAGAUAGAAUCAUGAGUAUAAAGGAGCAUGUGUCCCUCAAAUCUUCUCUAGUUAGGUUGGGAAGUAAACAUGCAAGUGGAUCCUCUGCUUGUGGUUCAGGGCUGAAUCCAUGCUUCUGCAUUUGUGCAUGCAAUGCAUUUCACUGGGUCUGGAACAGCUAGUGCAAUCCUCCUUCCCAAGGGAUAUGCACUGUUAGUGACACCAGUUAAUUGCUGAACAUUUGAAGUAACUAAACCACACUGUCCCACUUCUGUCCUUUUACAGGCUGAGGGUGAACCGUUUGAUGAUUUUUCUUGCCCAAUCGGUUCCUGUCUAUGUGGGAUCAGCCAAGUACUGCUUAUUGUCUAAACCUGGCACUCUGACAUGUUUUGACCCUGACAGGCCAGAGAAAUUAGCUGUAAACCAUAGUACUAGGUUUACAGAGGACAGUCAACAAACAAUGAACAUGUGUGUGGUACGUUUAGCUGUUUGGGUGCUUACUAUAAGCCAUAAUGUGCAAGCCUAGCUAAAUAUGGUAUAUAAUAACAUUGUGCAAUUUUAAACUAUAUUUCUCCCAAAUGGAAUGUUAUGUCAAAAUGUGGAGAAUCCCUUAGUAUUUAAACAAGGUCUUCCACAUUCAGAUUUUGUGCGUUUUCAUACUUGCAUCUUCUCAAGCAGAUUAUUUCUUAUUUUUCAACUUCACUACCUCAAGAAAGAUUUUUGUUCUCAUCAGAAUUGCACAAUCAUAUUUGAAUAGCAUUUGAACAUUGAAAAAGUAGCAUGCUUAGCGUGUAUCUAUCUCAGUCAGAAACUUCAAAAAUCUAAUUAUUCUCUGGAUUGCAGAGGAGGAAUUCACACAUUCCUCCAUCAUUGCUAUGAGUUUCCUCCAUCAUUGCUCUGAGACAGGCAGGGAAAUUAUGUGCCUUGAACCUGAAAUCUGAUCGAUCCUGUAUGUGUGGCCAGCUUCUCUUACUCCUCUAUUUUAGCUUGAGUCAGUUACCUUUUCUUUUGUGCACUGUCUUAUCUUUUUAAAGGAUUUCUUGCCUUCUUUUUUCUCCCAUUUUCUUUUUCUGCUUACCUGAAUUGACUGGGAGACAAAUGUGGCAUUCCUUUAAAGAGGAAGAAGAAUAUAGUCCAAACUAUUCUGACAAAUCCCCUGAAAUAGACUCUAUAGACAUUCAGAAAGAGCUUUCCCAGUUAGCUCCUCAAGCCCCUGUUUCUGUGCCUGUGGUGGAAUUCUCAGGAGGGCAGAGCUCAACAGUGAUUCUAGUCCAUGUGGACUGUGCUAGUGAGGAUGAUGCAGUAGACAGCCUUUUGGACAACUUAACACUGAACUCAUCUUACCAUACAAUAAGCCAGGGCACAAAAAUGGAAUUCCCUGUCAAAUCACCCCAGUACACCUUCCCAACAUAUCUCAUAUGAAUCACUUGCCAUUUUUUGCCACAUUUACCUGUCAUUGCGACGAGGACUGGAACAGAUAUUGUUGUGAUUGAACAAUUCUAUGCCUUUCACAAGUGUGUAGCCACAGAAUCAAGACAAUUUUAUAUUAGCCUCAGCAGUAGCCAUAGUUCAGUCCUUGAAGGUAGAACAAGUCCACAUCUUCUUUUUCCAGCUGAUUUUUUCCCCUCCAAGCUGAUGGUUACACAAGCUGGCAGCAGGGUCUGGGAUCUCCUCUUGUUCAGUAUGGUAUCCCCAGCAGCUUCAUUACUGUUCUGCAUAAUAAGCAGACAAGUGCCUCCUGGAUUGUUUCCUACAACUAUUAAAAGGUAUUAGUUCAUCUGAAGUCUAUUUCUAUCCAGAAAAGUAAAGGUUCUGCCCAUUUUGUCCUAGGCCCAACCUAUUGUACAGAAAUCUAGCAGAUCCAAAGUCUAAGAAGACAUUACUCAGAAAAUCUUCCUUACUGUAAGCUUUCUCAGCAUCUGUAAAUUAUGGCUGCACUUUCAUGACUUUUUGGUAAAUCUCAAGAGCCACUUAAACCUUUUUGAUGUCAUAAUCUGUGUAGUAGCACUGAUCAAUAUAUACAAGGAUAAUAUUUCUCUUUGAGGACAGAAGACUAAAAUUAGCCCAAGAAGCAAAAAAGGUUUGAUUCCCCAAAGUUGAUGUCCAUGCUGUGUGUAUUUCUUCAGUCUGGAGGACUCGGAUUAGAAAAGAAAGAGCAGACAUGGUAUUCCCACUAGACCAAGAGACUAUUGUUCUAGAGUUGGUUCAGCAGGAUGGCUUUGAGGAUGGCUGAUUUUUCCUUCAUGAUGCCAACCCUUCUGUCCUUGGUCAAGUUUUCCAUGCCAAUUCAGUUGGGCAACAGUUAGCCAUCUGGAGGCUAAGCAUCAGGUCUUGACAGGCGGAGACUGCUCAGAUUUCUACCCUUUUCUUGGUGCUAAGCAGGGGGUUGGACUCAAUGACCCAUAAGGACACUUCCAACUCCUAUUCUAUGACUGUGUGUUCUAUCACCAGGAUAUACAAGGUGAUAUGAAAAUAUUCACCAACUAGUAUAAGUUCAGCUCAAUAAAUUGUUGAGUAUCAUUGCUAUCUCAGUGUCUGCAUCUUUAUCGUGGGCUGAAACCUAAAAAUUGAAGAGACCUGUAGCUGCACUGUUGUCAGUAUUCUUGAAACCUGGCCUGCCUCUCGUCUCACCCUCAUUUUUAAGGAUUCUUCUGAGGUAUUUAAAUGAUUUCUCUCCUAUGGUAUAUUUGUUUCCAUCUUGGACUUUGGUUCCAAUUCUUCCCAAACCACUAUUUAAAACACUUGGGGAAAAUUCACUUCACCUACUAUUGUUAAAUACUUUUCCUUUUUAGUGGCAGUCACUACUGCACAGCCAAUUUCCAAGUUGUCAGCACUAUUAGAGAGCAGAUGCAGCACCUUUCACAAAGACUUCAUUGCACUUCACCUCAAUACUUCUUUACUCCCUAAAGAUUGUUUUUAUUCUUUUCAUGUGUCUCAAGAAUUAAUUUUGCCCUUCUUUGUCCUAGGUUAUCUUGCCCAUCAGAACAGCUUUGACAUAAUCUAUGUGCUUGCUGCUCUUUAAAGGUUUAUAUUUCCAGAACAAAACACUUUUGACAGUGAAACUUGCCUUUGUGUCUCCUUUCAUCCAGUGUUUCUGGGGCAUAAGGGUUUUAAGAUCAGUUUGACUUAAUAGAUCAAAGGCCAAUAUUAGCUUACAACAUUUUUAGCUUAACUAACACUAUAGCUCAUUCUGCCAGAGCUACUGUUUCUAAUACUUUCUGCUCUAAUGUCUUAUUUUUGGAAAUUUGAAGAGCAGCAAUCCAGAACAUGCCAAUGACAUUAAUCAGACAUUGUAAAAUAGACAAAUUUAAAUCUGCUAAGGGCCAAAACAGACCGGCAAAAAACACCGGCUUCGUGGGUGUGUGGCAUAAGCAUGACGCAUGCCCUGAUGCCACCCCCCAAGCUGGUGUCAUGCUGCCCCACUGAGUACACAACGGGCGAUGUCAUGGCGUUUCUGCAGUGCAGCAUUUACACACGCCAUGCUGCAGAAAUUCUGAAAAAUCGCCACCACGACGGAAAGGGCACGUUUUAUCCACCUUAAAUAAGAGCGGCAUUUUGCAGCUUUUUGUGGUGGAAGAAUGCCGGAUUGGGGCCACAGCGUGCAGUUGCCGUGGCCCCAAUCCAGCAUUCAAAGGGACAGCAUAGAUUUGUCCCUUUACAGCCUUCUGUCAUCCUGGAAUGAUUGCUAAGUAUAAGCAACCAUUCCCAUCCUUUAGGCACAGUGACGCCUAGGUUAAGUUCCACUAUGUUUCAGUUUCUCCUUUUGCCAGCCCAGAAGACAAAACAUAGGCUGGAUUCUGGAAUGGUAGAGUUUAAGAAUCCAUGUCCUCCCGCUGUGACUACUUUGAAGAUCCCAUUUAUGGUGGAGGAUGAGAUUAUUUGUGACUUCUUUUCUAUCUACACCUUCUUUCUGUAGGCUGUUUCUAUAACUAGGUUGUGAAUUGUUAUACCAAGAUAGCUGUGCUAGGUGACCAACCAUCUUCAAGACACAUGACUUUCCUGUGUGUUUCUGGGUGGUGAUUGGGUGCCACACACUGGAUAGAUUCCUCCUGUCUUUUCAACCAGCUCAGAAUGUACCUUCAUGGUAAUUACUCAGUGCCUCAUAAUUCAGAAGUGUAAAACAAGAUGUCACUAUUUUAAUGGGUCAAUUAUAGGGUUAGUGUAGUUGCAGUGUUUCUUUAGUACUAGGUUAAAGUAAGUAUGAUGUACCUUCAAGAUAUCUUAUGUUCAUUUGUGGUGUUACUCUGACCAGAUAUGUCCUUUCUGCCUUCGUAAUGAAUAUAUAGACUGUUUGGUUAGAAAAUCAGUGUGGUUGGUUGAUUAUGAUUGAGAGAUGGUAAGUGGUGCAAAAAAUAUCUGCAAAUAAAGAUUUUUUUCACUUUUCAUUAUUCAUAGUUUUAUUUUUAGUAGGUCUUCUGGCUUUUUAUGGUGUUAACAUACAGAUUUAAAUAAAAAGCACUCAGGGCAAAUGAUAUGUCUGUUGCCUGUAAAACAGCUCACUUUAAUUGUCUAAUUUUGACAAUAAAUACCACAUGAAUGUUUUUAAUUAUGCUUUAAGUCUUGCACUUUAUUCUGGAAGGGAUCUUCCAAAUACUACUUAAAUUUGCACAGAUGUGGAAACCAUUACUCUGUUCAUUAAAAUAAAUAAAUAAAUAACUUUUACCAUGUUCA
Messenger RNA from Sceloporus undulatus (fence lizard), 7324 nucleotides. RefSeq names its product selenoprotein O (gene SELENOO). NCBI's taxonomy places the organism in Eukaryota, Metazoa, Chordata, Lepidosauria, Squamata, Phrynosomatidae. The record is from RefSeq and is a predicted model, not a curated record. The transcript is spliced from 9 exons.